Molecule: messenger RNA, 294 nt
Organism: Abrus precatorius (Indian licorice)
Lineage: Eukaryota; Viridiplantae; Streptophyta; Magnoliopsida; Fabales; Fabaceae
Product: precursor of CEP14
Exons: 1
Coding region: 1-294 (97 amino acids)
Biological process (GO): response to osmotic stress; cellular response to nitrogen starvation
Source: RefSeq, a predicted model, not a curated record
AUGGCACGACCCUCCACUUGGGUGCUCCUCUUCAUUCUUCUCUUUGCUUCACUUUCUUCAUCUUUAGAAGGCAGAAAGCUCCUUCUGGGAGCAGAGAAACAAUGGAAGAAAGCGAACCCUUCUUCAAGGGACAGUUUGUUUCUGAGUGCCCUUCCUAAGGGCACAGUGCCACCCUCUUCUCCAAGCAAAAAAGGGCAUGUCGUCGAGGUUGAUGAGAAGCUCACAGCACGACACCUCAUAAGCAUCGAUCGAGUUCUUCUUCGUUCUGUCCCCAGCCCUGGUGUUGGACAUUAA